AUGAAAUAUGAAAUGCAUCAUGAUAUGUUAGAACUAAUUUGGUAAGAUGACAGUCACACAAUUGCCGAAUUCUAUUCAGAGUCUGAGUACAAUAACAAGAAAAGAUGCAGACAUGAUAAAGUAUUGAGUGUGCAGUAGUGGCACACUGCUAGUGUUCUACUGCACGACACAGGUGUGAAGAGAUAUCGCAGAGUACCUGAGCGAGGCAAAGUGCAUUACCUUAAGAUGUCGAUGGUCGGAGCUGUUCUCUCCCGAAGAAAGGGACAGAGGAGUGAAAGAGGCAAGACUUGGAGGAAAGGUUGACCUGAGAAAACGUCAGACUCGAGACAAACAGCCUUGCGUAAAUAGUUGAGGAGUUUAGGUAUUGAAUAAAGGGGGAACGAGACGUCGUAGCGGAAUUUGACGACUUCUAUUGACUUUGGGAAAGGUCCAAGGUGGAUAUCUGUGGCGGAGAGACCAGCUGUGAGUUCAUAAACCCUUGACUGACACAGACACUGAGACACAGCCCUGGGGGCUGUCAGUGUCUGAGUUUCCACGGAGCGUAGCAGUGUGUCGGCGUGUGUGUCUCCCGUCCACCUCCAUCCUCUCCACCCCGUGACUGGAGCAAGUGUGUGUGAGUGAGAGCCAGCCCGCGCGUGUGUGUGUGCGCGUCAAGAGCGGCCGUCUGCUUCACCUGCCGCGGCUGAAACCUCAGGGAGUUCCCCAGGGCUCGGCUGGCGCGGUGGGAUGCUGCGACCCGGGCGACCCGUCUGCCACCUCCCCCGGUUACUGUCGCCGCCGCUGCUGCUGCUGUGUCGUCUGCUGGUGCUGGCCUCUCUGCUGAGCGUCUCGGAGGCGAACGUGUUGGACACCAUGCUGUUGAGGAGCUCUGGGAAGGUGAAGACAGACCUGGGGAAGGAGGAUAGCGGGAGCCCAGUACCCAUAGUCCCCGAGAGGGUCCUGUGGUGCCACUGCUACCACCACUGUCCAGAGGACGCCGUCAACAACACCUGCAGGACUGAUGGGUACUGCUUCACCAUGGUGGAGGAGGAGGAUGGAGGUCCACCUGUUCACACAUCAGGCUGUCUGGGGCUGGUGGGGUCUGAGUUCCAGUGCAGGGAUACAGGGAAUGCUCGUCUAAGGAGGAUUCUGGAAUGUUGCACAGAUCAGGACUACUGCAACAGAGACCUCCACCCUACACUACCUCCUCUUAACACAUCUGGGUAUGUGGACAGCAGCGUCCACUACAUGGCUCUGCUCAUCUCCAUCACAGCGUGCUGCUUUAUCCUCGUUCUCAUCUUGGUCUUCUGUUAUUUCAGGUACAGACGUCAGGUGUCGAGGCCGCGCUACAGCAUUGGUCUGGAGCAGGACGACACCUUCAUCCCUCCCGGGGACUCCCUGAGGGACCUGAUCGACCAGUCCCAGAGCUCAGGCAGUGGCUCAGGACUCCCCCUACUGGUCCAGCGCACCAUUGCCAAGCAGAUCCAGAUGGUGAAGCAGAUCGGGAAGGGCCGGUAUGGCGAGGUGUGGAUGGGCCGCUGGAGGGGUGAGCGCGUGGCCGUCAAGGUCUUCUUCACCACCGAGGAGGCCAGCUGGUUCAGAGAGACCGAGAUCUACCAGACGGUACUGAUGAGGCAUGACAACAUACUGGGCUUCAUCGCCGCAGACAUCAAGGGCACGGGCUCGUGGACGCAGCUGUACCUGAUCACCGACUACCACGAGAACGGCUCGCUCUACGACUACCUGAAGUCCACCACGCUGGACACCAAGUCCCUGCUGCGGCUGGCCUACUCCUCCGUGUCAGGCCUGUGCCACCUGCACACCGAGAUCUUCGGCACGCAGGGCAAGCCGGCCAUCGCCCACCGUGACCUCAAGAGCAAGAACAUCCUGGUGAAGAAGAACGGCACCUGCUGCAUCGCCGACCUGGGGCUCGCCGUCAAAUUCAUCAGCGACACGAAUGAGGUGGACAUCCCACCCAACACGCGGGUCGGCACCAAGCGCUACAUGGCCCCCGAGGUUCUGGACGAGAGCCUGAACCGCAACCACUUCCAGUCCUACAUCAUGGCCGACAUGUACAGCUUCGGCCUGAUCCUCUGGGAGAUGGUGCGGAGAUGUGUGUCAGGAGGUAUAGUUGAGGAGUACCAGUUGCCCUAUCAUGAUCAGGUUCCUUGUGACCCGUCCUAUGAGGACAUGAGGGAGGUGGUGUGCAUCAAGAGACAGAGACCCUCAUUUGCCAACCGCUGGAGCAGUGAUGAGUGUCUGAGGCAAAUGGGAAAGCUGAUGAUGGAGAGCUGGGCCCAUAACCCCGCCUCCCGCCUCACCGCCCUCCGCGUCAAGAAGACGCUGGCCAAGAUGUCAGAGUCGCAGGACAUUAAGCUCUGAGAAUCCCCAGGUUUGAGGCCUGGGGAAAGGUUGGGAUGGGAGGCAGACCCCUCAAAGAGAGUUGAAGGGUGCUCUUUGACCCCCAGCACCCUUAAAUCUGUGUCUCCUGACUCCUAUGUGUCCAAAGAUGAAGAGGAGGCAGAAGAGAACAGCCUGUGAAGAUAGUGAGGCGGCAGCCAUUGCUUUCCGUGAAAGCUCCCAAGACUGACAUGACCCCAUUUAGGUGUGUCCCUAUGGCAGGACAGCACCCUCUAGUGGUGUGGAAGACUCCCUCCAAUGCCUCCACAAAGCCAAACUCCAGAGACAAAUGAAGGGUGGAGAGGCAGCUCUUGUAGUCAUGGAAAGCCAUAUAUUUGCUCUACUGGGCAUUGUAGUAUUCCGUCCACAAUGCUGGGAUUCUGGACAUAAGCGACAGAGUGUGUUUUGUGUGAAAGCACAGCGAAUGAAGUAUUUCACGCUGUGGGGAAAACACCACUGCAUUAAUGUAAGCUUUUGGACUCAAUAUGCUACAUGGUACAACCACAGUAUACAGUGACUGGGAUGUUCAAAAAGUGUCAUGAUGUUGGCAUUGGGUCUUUUUAUUUAAAUUAUGAUGUCAGAGAAACAAGGAAUUACAGGUCUUAAUAGAAACGCAUUGCAUAAAUGCAGCCAUCACACGAUCUGAUAUCUCUCACUGAAUUUAGUUGGCACUUCCAGCAGCAUCAGUAUUACCCAGAGUGCUCUUCUGUGGCGAGUGCGGCACUCGGGGCAUCUCCUGGCACUCAGGCAGGCCCACCCACCCCCGAGUGGAUCUGACCCUGGGUCUUGGCCAGCUCAGGGUUGGUUCCGGUCCAAAGUCAGCAGCUCUUUGGGUGGUAUGACUUUGACAUGAAUAUCCUUGCAUCCAUCCACAUGAAUGUAAAUAUCAGUCUGACUUGUACACAUAGAAAAAAAGGAUUGAAAAGGAAGCAAAAUAAGUGUUUUCUUGUGUGAAGCUUUUUUUGUACAGGAUUUUUUUGCCAAUCCAUCCAGUUUGGCCUGUGCCUUAUUUAACGCUUAGUCAAUGUACGUGUAACUAUGUCUGUGUAACAUGUGACUAUAAAAAGGACGAUGCUCCAGAAGGUUCUAUGCAUCAGGGUCCUUAAUAAAAUAUGUUGACCUCA
Messenger RNA from Clupea harengus (Atlantic herring), 3503 nucleotides. It is a transcript of the gene bmpr1bb, whose product is annotated as bone morphogenetic protein receptor type 1Bb. Gene Ontology annotation, biological process: cellular response to growth factor stimulus; protein phosphorylation; cell surface receptor protein serine/threonine kinase signaling pathway. The record is from RefSeq and is a predicted model, not a curated record. Gene Ontology annotation, molecular function: transmembrane receptor protein serine/threonine kinase activity; ATP binding. Gene Ontology annotation, cellular component: signaling receptor complex; plasma membrane. Lineage: Eukaryota; Metazoa; Chordata; Actinopteri; Clupeiformes; Clupeidae.